Messenger RNA from Spirometra erinaceieuropaei, 402 nucleotides. Lineage: Eukaryota; Metazoa; Platyhelminthes; Cestoda; Diphyllobothriidea; Diphyllobothriidae. The record is from the annotation of a GenBank genome assembly.
AUGGACGACGAGCGGCUACCCAAACGACGCUUCUACAGAGAUGUCGUCACUGGUUUCCGCCGACAAGGAGACCAAGACCGCCUAAACAAGGAAACUCUGGAGACUUUCCUAAAGCUUCUGCAGAUGAACCCGGCCAACCUGGAUGAGAACAGUGAAGACAGGCGCAGCGAACUACGAAGCCAACUGCAUCCUCACCGCAAACGCAAACGCGAGGCUCUUCAAUCCCAACUGCGCCCACUCAACGUCAACGCUCAACCACCUCUGACCUGUCCACGCUGCCAACGGACGUCCCGAGCACCAACUGGCCUUGUCGGAUAUCUUCGUACCAACUGCAACACCCGGGGCUACACCAGCUUUAGUGUCCUCGUCCAACUCGGCCUCAUCCUCCGCGCCGACGACUGA